CUAAAAUUUGUAAAAUCUGUCGUGCACAAACACAAGCAUUCGGCCCGCAAUGUGUUUUCGUGUCCUUCAAAAUCUCAAUAUUGUGUCGCCUUCACAUCUCUUUCGCUGAGAUGUCAUUUCCUCUUCCGUUCUCUCUCUCCCUCUGCAAUGCUUCUUGUCCUUCAUGCAUUUAACUUUUCUCUCCCUGCCUUCUUUCACUAUUUAUUUUCAUGCCUCCACCAUUUACUAGUACUACUGCCACUACUCUCACCUUUUUUUUUCCUUUACCCUUCCAACAUUUGAAUAUUUCAAGUGGGCGUCUAGCAUUUCUGGACAUAUUCGAGUAUUUAAGCAGUUUUUGCUUCUUCUUUGAAGUCCGAGAUUGAUGGAUUUCAAGAAUGUGGAAGAAAUGGGAGAUGAUAAUAGAGAGAGUGGUGUGUUUAUGAGGGCUGACAGGAUUGAUUUCAAGACAUGGGAUGUGCAAUUGGAGAAGCAUUUGAACCGGGCCUGGCCCAGAGAUACCGAGGCCCGCGGGGAGCCCGAGGAAUGGGAGAUUGAUCUGGCUAAGCUUGACAUCAAGAAUGCCAUAGCUCAUGGCACCUAUGGCACUGUUUAUAAAGCUGUUUAUCAUGCCCAAGAUGUUGCUGGUAUUGGAGUGGGGGGAGGAUGGUAUGACCACAGCUGACGAGAGCGAUGCUCUUCAGACAUCUUUUCGACAAGAAGUAGCCGUUUGGCAUAAGCUCGACCAUCCUAAUGUUACAAAGUUCGUUGGUGCCUCAAUCGGAACAACAAAUCUUAGGCUACCUUCUGAAGGGACUUUGGGUGCUAGUUUCAAUUCGCUUCCAUCUAGGGCAUGUUGUGUCGUGGUUGAGUACGUUCCUGGUGGGACGUUAAAGAAGUUUUUGAUUAGGAAUAGCAAGAAGAAAUUAGCAUUCAAGAUUGUGGUUCAACUUGCAUUGGAUCUUGCCAGAGGCUUGAGUUACCUCCAUUCCAAAAAAAUCGUGCACCGCGAUGUCAAAACCGAGAACAUGUUGCUCGAUGCUAACAGAACUCUGAAAAUUGCGGAUUUUGGUGUUGCUCGAGUUGAAGCUCAGAAUCCAAGGGACAUGACUGGAAACACCGGAACUCUUGGUUACAUGGCACCGGAGGUUCUUGAUGGGAAGCCUUACAAUAGGAAAUGUGAUGUGUAUAGUUUUGGCAUAUGCCUGUGGGAAAUAUACUGCUCCAACAUGCCUUAUCCUAAUUUGAGCUUUGCUGAAGUCUCUGCUGCUGUAGUUCAGCAGAAUCUGAGGCCAGAAAUUCCUAGAUGCUGCCCAACACCAUUUGCAAACAUCAUGCGUAGAUGUUGGGACGCGAAACCCGAGAAUCGGCCGGAGAUGGAGGAGGUUGUGAGGAUGUUGGAAGCAGUGGACACAAGCAAAGGUGGUGGAAUGAUACCGGAUGAUGAGGCAAGUGGUUGCUUUUGUUUUAGACCUAAUCGUGGCCCGUGAUUUUCAACCACGUUCAUGUGCAAUAGUCUGACUCGCUAGGCGCCGCGUUAUAUAAUCUUCACUCACUGGGAAAGUGAGUGAGAUUUCUUGAAAGUUGUAAGUAUUUACAGAAUGUGAGGAAAAUAAUGUUUGAUUUUGGCACAAGAGAUGCUUCUAUUCCUACUUUUUCUUGAUAGGUGUUGAUCAGCUUUGGUUUAUUAGAGUGAAAAAGAGAGAGAAUUAUGCCAAUGAGAAUAUGCUUUUAAUUAUCAAGAUUCGUAUUUAAGAGAAGAAGAUAUUGUGUUGUAGAAGACAUUUAUGUUCGCCUCGAAUCAGUUGAUGAUUUCAUUCUAUCCGUGUAAGUAUUCGCCUCUACAAACAAA
Molecule: messenger RNA, 1831 nt
Organism: Salvia miltiorrhiza (redroot sage)
Lineage: Eukaryota; Viridiplantae; Streptophyta; Magnoliopsida; Lamiales; Lamiaceae
Product: serine/threonine-protein kinase STY13-like
Exons: 6
Coding region: 573-1469 (298 amino acids)
Biological process (GO): protein phosphorylation
Cellular component (GO): plasma membrane
Molecular function (GO): protein kinase activity; ATP binding
Source: RefSeq, a predicted model, not a curated record